This is a messenger RNA of Aspergillus steynii IBT 23096, 1559 nucleotides long. RefSeq names its product CUE domain-containing protein. Gene Ontology annotation, biological process: ubiquitin-dependent protein catabolic process. The transcript has 5 exons. NCBI's taxonomy places the organism in Eukaryota, Fungi, Ascomycota, Eurotiomycetes, Eurotiales, Aspergillaceae. The record is from RefSeq and is a predicted model, not a curated record. The coding region runs from base 131 to 1336 and encodes 401 amino acids. Gene Ontology annotation, cellular component: cytoplasm. Gene Ontology annotation, molecular function: ubiquitin binding; ubiquitin conjugating enzyme binding.
UUGCUUUCUGCCUUGGGGCUCAUUCUUCUGCUGUCGCGUACUCUUUUCUGGUGUCGGCAGAAUUCAACCAGCCUGGCCUCCAUCUCGACCAAACGUUACCUCUGAACCUCCAAUCUCAAGCAACUCCACAAUGUCCGAAGAGGAUAAGACUUCCACCAUCAAGCCCCCGGCUGGGCCCCUCAGUCCGAAACCCGAGUCUCCUACCACGGCACGUCCUAUGGAUUUCGACGAUGAGCCCCAGGAGUCUGGCGUUACUUCGGUCUCCCCUUCCGCAACGACGCAGCCGAAUGCGACGGAAGCUGCCCCGCCAAAACCGCCGCGCCCAUUGAGCCCUCAGCAGCAGGCAGAGAACACCCUCAAAGAAGCGUUUCCCUCGGUUGAUGCAUCGGUUGUCAAGGCAGUGUUGAUGGCCAGCAAUUUCGAUGUCGAGCGGGCUUUUCAUGCACUUCUAGGCAUGACUGACCCGAAUGCCGAGGAAGUGGCAGCUCCUCCGAAACCUCCCCGUCCAUCUGCAGCCCAGAGACAGCUAGAAGCAGAUGAGCUGUAUGCUCGUCAACUCGCUGAACACUACAACCGCCGUGCGCCGCAAUCCCAGUGGGAGGGUGGUCCUCCAUAUGAGCGCACUCGGAGGGGUAGUGAGCACUCGGACGAAAGGGAGUACAGCUUUUUCGAUGAUGACCUCCCCGUGAUCCGCGAGAAUAUCCGCAAGGGAUUCUUGGACACCCAGACCAAAGUCAGCUCAUGGUUCCAAACCGUGAAGAAGCGGCUCGACGGCGAAGAAGAGGAAGGUGCUCAGUCCAGUCAGGGCUACAGCAAUGAAGGUUACAACCGACCGAGGCGAAGCGGGGAUCUUGGUCGUCGCAGCGGCGACCGCGAACGUUACGAUGCUGACCCUCAAGUCUUGAGUGAUGAUUUUUCUGCGCUCGAAUUGAGAGAUUCAGAAGCCCCGCCUGCGCAACCCCCCAGACCCCUCGCGAAUUCUAACAUGUACAAGUCCUCAUCGCCUUCCCCGGACAGGCGCAAGGUAUCCUUCCAAGAAGGCCCGCCCACCGAAAUUGGCAAUAUCUAUGACGCUUCGGAACCGACCAAACGCAGCUCCACGGGAAGCAAGCCCAGCAAGUGGCAGCCUCUCUCGACAGUAGAACCGUCCCCCGUUGGGGAUCACGAUCCGUUUAGCCUAGGUGACAGUGAGGAUGAGAAGGACACGAAGGCCAAGGAUCCUCAGCCUGCAGAUGAAGCCGAUCGCAUAAAGAAGGAUACGGCCGAAGAAACCAGCGGCGAACUUGCUUCUGCGUCGAAAGACGGCCAAAAGACGGACAACACGGGAAAGCCAUGAGGAACCCAGCUUUAGCCAAUUUGGGUCUUCCCCAUGAGUUCUGUACCAUUGCAUUUGCGUCUUGAUUUAUCUCGUUAUUUGUUUCCCCCCCUCAAAUACAAUGUUGAUGAUACCAGAGACUGCCGUACGGGAGGCAUGAAAGGGUUCAAAGGUAGUUCAGUUAAUUUUAUUGUGACACGUACACGAUCACUUGAAAUGCAGCCUGCUUUUUUGUUUUAAAUUU